UCUGUGUUUGUCAUUGUGUGUUUGUAUUUGGCGCAGGAUUUUUAGUUUACUUCGUUUUUUUGUGCAAAUCCAUGUUGAUUUGAUAAAUUUUAGUUAAUUGAUUUGGAACUCGAUAUCACCAAUAUCAUACCGAUGAUUCUCUCAAAAGCUACAAUAUCAUUCGUAUGUGUAUUACUUUUAGUGUCUAUAUUUAUGGCAAAUUUAUUGAACAUAAUUGCUACAGAUCACAAUUUUUACUUAGAAAAUAAAAAUGAAGGGAUGAAUCAUACAAGAUAUCUAAGUAAAAAAUAUGGUCAGAUAACUGACACUACUAAGAAUAUAAUUUGGUUUCUUCAAAUAUCUGACAUUCAUAUAAGUAUUUUUCGAGAUCCUGGCAGAAUAACACAGUUUCAGCAAUUUUGUGAUAGCACAGUAAAAAAAAUCAAACCCCUUGUGGUACUGGCCACAGGUGAUUUGACUGAUGCAAAAGCUAAGGACAAUUUAGGUAGUUCUCAAGUUCAAAAAGAAUGGAUUUACUACCAUAAUAUAAUAAAAGAGUCAGGUGUUAUAGAAGAAACUGUGUGGUUAGAUAUCAGAGGAAAUCAUGAUAACUUUAAUAUCAAGACCCUUAGUUCACAAGAAAAUUAUUUUCGAAAUUAUUCUGUACAAGGUUCAACUCACGUGAAAUCAUAUGUACAUUAUGAAAAUCAAAAUGAUGUAAAUGUUGCUUUUUUGGGAAUUGAUGCUUGUCCUGAGCCUGGUCUUAGAAGACCAUUUAAUUUUAUUGGUAUUUUAGAUGUAAAAGAACAAGAAAACAUACAAAAAUUAAAAGCUGAAUCUGAAAAUAAAGCUGAUCAUAUAAUUUGGUUUGGCCAUUAUCCAACAUCAUGCAUUUUGUCUUUGAAGAGAGAUGGUCAAAAUUUUGAUUUGCGGCAACAAAUUGGAAGCAGCCGUCCAACACAAGUUUAUGUCUGUGGACAUUUGCAUGCUAUGGGCGGUCUUGUUCCCAGAAUGUAUACUAAACAGAAAAAAGGCUACUUGGAACUUGAACUUGGAGAUUGGAAAGAUAACAGAAUGUUUCGAUUAGCAGCAAUUGAUCAUGGUUUUUUUUCUUUUGUGGAUCAAAAGCACAACACAUGGCCUCUGGUUUUAGUGACUAAUCCAAAACAUGCGAGAUAUGCUAUGUCUGGGCGAGAGCCUAUACAGUUGAUUCCUGAUUCCACCCACAUAAGAAUCCUUGCUUUUAGUGAUGUUGAUAUUGACACUGUAAAAAUUUCUUUUGAUAAAAUCAGUUGGAUGAAAUGCAGGGUUGCUGAUGGACCUCUUUAUGUAUGUAAAUGGCUGCCAAAUCUUUUUAGUACUGGCAUUCAUAUUUUAUUUGUAGUUGUAACUGAUGAACAUGGCAAGACGGCGGUCAUAGAACAUCCAUUUUCUUUAGAUGGGACUUUGGUUAAUUUUGAAGUUACACCAAGGAUAUUAUUGAUGCUUGAUGCUGGUGCCGUUUUUCAGUGCACAUUUGCUACACUACUAAUUAUCAAUGUUAUGCCUCUAGUCAUAUUGAGACUCCAGAAAAAUCCACCACGAUAUCGUCGAAGUAUAUGGAACUAUGUACAUCGUCGUGUUUGGUUACUUAGUAAAAUUGACAGAUUAUUUUAUCCAAUAGUCCUAUAUGCACUGUAUACGCCAUUGGGCCCUUGGGCAGUGGGUGAAUUAAUAGAUGGUUAUGUGGGAGUUAUUUUUGCCUGGGGCAUAAUUAUAAAGGGUGUAUUUUUACCAGAACCUUUCACAUAUAUGUAUGGCAGUGUCCAGUUAAUGUUUGUUCAAAUACCUCUCAUAUUUGUACUGGCCUACUGUUUAGAUACACGUUUAUUUAGCAUCAACGUAAGAGGAAUAAAAAGAUUAUUGAAGAAUUUACCAUUUAUAUUUUUACUGUCCAUUCAGUUACUUCUAGCUUAUUUUUUCUGGUUGGAAUAUGGAACAAUGGCGUUUUUGUUGGGCCCACUUAGAACAUGGAGUGUGCCAUUGAGUAUAUUGUUAUGGUAUAAAAUAUGUACCUUGCCUCCUGAAUAUUGCAGGUAGUAAAAUGUUAAUAAUUAAUAUCAUUAUUACAGACCUUAAAUUAACAUUAUUUCAAACUACUGUAAUUUGUUACAGGAAAUUAGUAACUUUAAACGAGUUACCAUCAUAAUGACAUACCGAAUAUUGGAAGGAGAAAAAUUAGGAAUAUAUUUUAUUAAGAUGUGCAAUUAAUGGCUUCAACACAAUGGCGUUUCUAAUAGUUUCGAGCAGAACAUUUAAUUAUGAAAUGUGCAUUGUCAAUAUUGUUCAAAAUCAAGUAUUAUUUUUUUUUAAGUUCCAAAAUUAUAAGUAAGUAUAAUUAGCGAAUUAUAACUUUCACACCAAAGACAAUUGUGAGUUCUUGGAUGAUUUCAUAUAUUUCUUUUGUAGGCACAAUCGGCUUUUAAGUGUUAUCUAAAUGUGAUAGAACAAACUUGUGUAUGAGAAACUAGAAAAAGACGAAAAUGUUUCUAGAGUCGAAAAUAUUACUUAUCGAAUAUAAGUGUUGUUUGUUUAGUGACUUGAUGUGAUGCAAUGUAUUAAUUAUAUUUAAUGUUAAUAAAUAAUUAUGACUACACUUAUAAAUAAUUUUUAAGGUAUAAAACAAACAAAGAAAUUUUCUCAUUUUUCGUUUAAGCUGACAUGGCAACAAUGUACAAUGAAUGAAAAUUUGUAGUGUUAUAU
Diatraea saccharalis (sugarcane borer) is the source of this 2721-nucleotide messenger RNA. NCBI's taxonomy places the organism in Eukaryota, Metazoa, Arthropoda, Insecta, Lepidoptera, Crambidae. The record is from the annotation of a GenBank genome assembly.